AUGCAUGAGCGGGCUCUCCCAGCUUCUCCUAACUGGUACUGCUCCCGCUGCAGCGAUGUAAACAGGCGCGGGGUGCUGGGCUUCGGGGCUAAGAACACAGUCUACUUGGUGAAAGUGUCUGCAGCCUCAGCAGCAGUUCUAGGUGAGCUCAGUGGUCACACUGAAAGAGUUUCUGGCUUUGCUUUUUGCCAGCACGAUGGGCAAGAAAACGUUUGUGCCACCAGUUCAGAUGAUAAAUCGGUGAAGAUCUGGGACAUUGAGCAGAAAGCUGUGCUGGCAGAGCACAGUGCUCAUCAGAGCACCAUCACCUCCAUCCACUGGUCUCCUGUGGAGAAGGGUCUGGUGGUGUCAGGAGACGAGAAAGGCAUUGUGGUGUGCUUUUGGCACGGCAGGAACGACACCCACAGCUUCUUCCCGGAACCCAGAACCAUCUUCUGCUUGGCCUGCUCCCCACACAAUGAGAACCAUGUCGCGGUUGGGUAUAAGGAUGGAAUGAUUGCAUUGAUAGACAUCAGCAAGAAAGGAGAGGUGAUCCACCGACUGCGAGGUCAUGAUGAGGAGAUCCACGCUCUGGCCUGGUGCCCUGAGCCCAAAGAGGAAGAUCUGUAUGGCCGGCCAGAGGACAACACUGAUGCUUCCAAUGGACUGGCAGAGGUAGGAGGUGGCUACCUUGCUUCUGGGAGUCGAGAUCAGACUGUUAGAAUCUGGAGCACAGCCAGAGGCAAAGGUGUUAUGACUCUGAAACUGCCUUUUCUGAAGAGGCGGGGGGCAGGAGUGGACCCUGGGGUGAAAGAGAGGCUGUGGCUCACUGUACACUGGCCUAAAGGAAGACCUUCACAAAUAGUGUCCAGCUGCUUUGGUGGAGAGCUAGUGAUGUGGGACCUCACAAAGUCAGGCAAGCAGAAGUGGACCUUGCUGGGCAGUUCUGCUGAUGGUCAGAACCACAGCCGCAUCGUCUUCAACAUGAGCUCGGCGUGUGUUGGGGACAGAGAGCUACUGAUCAGCACGUCCAUGGACAGAGAGAUCAAGUGCUGGGAUCUGGACACUCUGGAGUGCUGCUGGACUCUGCCCACUCUGGGAGGUUUUGUAUACUCCUUAAGCUUCUCUCCUGUGGGCACGGGGUGCUUGGCAUUGGGGGUUGGAGACAACAUGAUCCGCGUGUGGAACACCCUGUCCAUCCACAACCCGUACGACACCAAGACCUACUGGCAGAGCAUCAAAUCCAAAGUAACUGCGUUGGCCUGGCAUCCAGUGAAGGAAGGCUCCUUAGCGUUUGGAACAGAUGAUGGCAAAGUGGGCAUCUAUGAAGCUUAUUCUAACAAGCCUCCACAGACCUCCAGCACGUACCACCGCAGAACAGUCUACUCUCUGGACUGGGGACCCCCCAUCCCACCUCUGUCAUUUGGAGGUUCUGGAGACAAGCCCUCAUACAGUCUGUACAGUUGUGGUGGAGAGGGAGUCAUCUUUCAGCAUGACCCCUGGAAGCUGUCAGCAGAGGCCAGCAACAUCGACAAACUCAUCCGUGACACGAACGACAUCAAACACAAGCUCUCCCCGCACACAGACCUCAGCUGGAAGCCAGAUGGAAAAGUUUUAGCCGUUGGAAAUGAAGAUGGCUCUAUAGAGGUGUAUGGGGCUCCCAGUCUGAAGCUUCUGUGCACCGUGCAGCAGCAUCAUAAGAUCAUUAACACACUCCGCUGGCACCACCAGCACUCAGACCAGCCCGAGCUGCACUGCCUGCUGGCCUCCGGCUCCAGCAGCGCUGUUGUUUACAUCCAUGAUUUGCGCAGCGCCGUUGAGAAUCCUUCAGAGAGUCCCGUCCUAGUAACCGAAGGCUUCCGCAGUCUGUCUGGCCACACCAACAAAAUCACCGGCCUGGCCUGGAGCCCUCAUCACGAUGCCCGCCUCGUAACAGUCUGUUACGAUGGUACAGCUCAGGUGUGGGACGUGCUGAAGGAGGAACCGGUGUGUAACUACAGGGGUCAUAGCGGGCGCCUGCUGUGUGUGCAGUGGUCCCCUGUUGACCCUGACCUGGUCUGGACUGGUGGCGAUGAUUUUACAGUCCAGGAGUGGGCAGUGUCUAAGCAGGAGCAUGCCAGACCUCCCAAGAGUAAGAGACGUGUGGAGCUGGAGAAGAAAAAGGCUCCGCAGAAGAAAACCAAGAAGAAGAAGAAGGCAGCUGGAAAGGGUGGACUGAAGACAGAGGAGAAUGAAUCUCCUAUGGGAGAGGAGGAGAAAGGAGGCAGUGGAGCGGAUGAAGCGCAGUCAGAAGACGAAGGCGAGGAUGAAGAGAGAGAGAGCACCACCGUCUCUACCGGUUUGUCUAAGGACACCAGUAUGGACAGGUGUACAGCAGAGAAAAUGCAAAAUGGUGGGAAAUCUUUUCUGGCUAUGAAGAAGGAGCUAAAAGAAGAAAGGAAAAAAGAAAAACCAGAGCUGUCUCUGAAAAAGAGGAAGCCACGCUCCAUGCUGCCUCUCAGCACCUCCAUGGAUCACCGGCCCAAAGAGGAGCUGCAGCAGGACUGCCUGACGCUGGCCGCUGUCAGACACGCACACGGUGGGUCAGUGAACUGCGUGCCAGGCUCUGGAGAACACAUCCAGCUUGGCCUUUUUACAGACAGGGAGGCCCUCUGCAGGAUGUUUCAGGAAGAAGAGGCCAGUCAUGUUGAAGCGGGUCACUAUGACUCAGUGAUGUAUCUGCGGCUGUGGAAGGGAGAUCUGAUUGGGGCUCUGCACAUGGCUACGGAGAAAGGAGAGCUGACGGACCACUUGCUGAGCUUAGCACCCAUGGCUGGUUAUCAGGUGUGGGCCAGGACUGUAGAGGCGUAUGUGAAGCAGCUGUGCCUGCAGGAACAGUUCCUCAAAGCCGCCUCCCACCUUGUGUCCGUUCACAAGAUCUACGAAGCUAUCAGCCUCCUCAAAGCCCACCAGUUCUACAGGGAGGCCAUUGCACUGGCCAAAGGCCGGCUUCAGCCCGACGACCCCGCGCUGAAGGACCUCUACAUGAGCUGGGCUGCUGUGCUAGAGAAGGAUGGACAUUACACUACUGCUGCUAAAUGCUAUCUCGCUGCAGACUGCAGUUUUGAUGCAGCCAAGGUCAUCGCCAAGAAGGGAGACGUGAUGUCACUUAAGACGGCCGCUAACCUGGCGAAGCUCGCCGGGGAGAGCGACCUUUCCCACUCUCUCUCCUUAAGAUGUGCCAAGGAGCUGAUGCUGUCGCAAGAUUGGCUAGCAGUACAGGAUAUCCUGAGGACACAGGAUACCUUAUUGGGUCACAGGCUUGUGUUCUGUGUGAGUGAGCUGCUCACUCAGAGAUUGUCAGUCCCUGGUGUGGUGAGCUGGAGCUCAGCCUCGUCUCAUGCCUGGUCUAAACCCACUGAGGAGGACUUUCUGCCUGCCGUCCAAAGAGUGUGGCAGAGUGAGUUUGGCCUGGCCACAGCUGACCUAGACCAGAUCAAAGCACUCCAUCAGCAGCUGAGAGCCAUAGAGAACCCCCCAGCUACUGCAAGCAUGCCCAUCAAGCAGCUGCUCUCUCAUGUGGCUUUGGACAUGGCUCUGUCUGUGGUCAGUCAGCUGCUGAGUGAUUGGGGGUCAGCAGUAGAGGAGCUUCUGCGAGCUGUAACUAGAGGAUUUGAGGUGGGCCAUUUCUCUCUAAUGGCUGAAAUGUGCCAGCUUCUUCUUCCCCAAGGUCUGGAUUCAGUAGCACUCUGUAAACAAAGACUUCUGCAAGGUGAUGAGAGAAGCUUGUUCGUGUCCCAAAGCCUGGAGGCUUUUGUCUGUUACCAACUGCUGUACAAAGACUGGUGGAAGCAUGGCUGCACUAGCGCCACCACAGCAGCCAACAGCAUCAAACACAUCAACGCCCACCAAACACCAGUGGAAAAUGGAGACACCAACCAUGAGAGAGAAACUCGGUCCCAGUCCGAGGCUCAGGCUGCUGAAGCCAUCGUGAGGUCUGAGGGCUUCUGGAAAGUUCUCCUCUCUGAGCCCCAUGCCAACCUUCAAGCUACCCAGAGAGUCAUCAAAGACAUCCAGAGCAGAGUGGCCAGUCUGGUCCAACAACACAGCCGUCCUCAAGAGCCUCAGCCAAGCCUGGGCACGCAGCCACAGACACACUCUACUGAUCUCGACGAGGAGCCAAACAGCUCCGAGGGACCUGGAGACCUGCACAACAAGCAGAGAUCCUCUGUUGCAGACAGUGAGUCUUUUCCUGCGCUGGUUGCGCAGGUCACAGAGCAUCAGAAAAAGCUUGCCGCUCUCCCCGACCAUCUGAAGAAAUACUCGUUCCCUGAUGUCGCAGAGUGCUGCAUUGUCCUCUUGUACAUGGAUAAGCACUUUGGUUUGAUUCCACACCAUCUCUGUGAGAAGGCUACCAGUCUGUUGCUCAAAUAUGGAACAACAGGCUCGCUCCACAAAGCUUGGCAAAGAUUCACUUUAUAACUGUUUUUUGUUUUGCCAUCCUAACAGCACUUAAACAUUUUCGGAUCGAUAAUAUAUUUGUAUUUUUGUUUAAUAUGUACAGUGAACCCGACCAGUGGUCAGCUGUAUUGUCUGUACAUGAAUAAACAUUUUUUUCACAAACGGAAAUGAUUUUGAGUAUCA
Colossoma macropomum (tambaqui) is the source of this 4602-nucleotide messenger RNA. RefSeq names its product gem (nuclear organelle) associated protein 5 (gene gemin5). The transcript is spliced from 28 exons. The coding region runs from base 1 to 4440 and encodes 1479 amino acids. Gene Ontology annotation, molecular function: protein binding. NCBI's taxonomy places the organism in Eukaryota, Metazoa, Chordata, Actinopteri, Characiformes, Serrasalmidae. The record is from RefSeq and is a predicted model, not a curated record.